Elephantulus edwardii (Cape elephant shrew) is the source of this 1746-nucleotide messenger RNA. It is a transcript of the gene TARBP2, whose product is annotated as TAR (HIV-1) RNA binding protein 2. Gene Ontology annotation, molecular function: pre-miRNA binding; siRNA binding; double-stranded RNA binding. Gene Ontology annotation, cellular component: RISC-loading complex. Gene Ontology annotation, biological process: regulation of siRNA processing; regulation of viral transcription; regulation of miRNA processing. Bases 362 to 1462 code for a protein of 366 amino acids. The record is from RefSeq and is a predicted model, not a curated record. The transcript is spliced from 9 exons. Lineage: Eukaryota; Metazoa; Chordata; Mammalia; Macroscelidea; Macroscelididae.
CACAGUUUCACAGUCCAAGGGAAAGGGGGCAUUGGAGGAAGGAGGCGGGACGAUAUUUAAAAAAAAAACAACCCCAAACUACAACCCUUAGCUCGAGUAGCAACAGAGGAGGGGACUGCUUCUCCCAGAAGGCGAUGCAGCUUGCCAGGGAAACCCACGCAGAGGGUUGUGGGGCGGCGAACUCCCUUCCAGAUGGAGGUGCAUGAAGUACAGUGGGCGGGGGACUCCAUAUCCCAGCAUGCCCCGCGGCGGGCCCUACCGACCGCGACUCCGGGCUUGGCCCCGGCCCUAGCUCGUCGGUGGUGUAUUGGGGCGCGUGGAGGUUGCAGUCUCGGUGGUGCCCGCAGGGACGGAGGAGGGAAUGAGUGAAGAGGAGCAGGGCUCCGGCACUACUACGGGCUGCGGGCUGCCCAGUAUAGAGCAAAUGCUGGCCGCCAACCCGGGCAAGACCCCGAUCAGCCUUCUGCAGGAGUAUGGCACCAGAAUAGGGAAGACGCCCGUGUACGACCUUCUCAAAGCCGAGGGCCAAGCCCACCAGCCUAAUUUCACCUUCCGGGUCACCGUUGGCAACACCAGCUGCACUGGUCAGGGCCCCAGCAAGAAGGCAGCCAAGCACAAGGCAGCUGAGGUGGCCCUCAAGCACCUCAAAGGGGGGAACAUGCUGGAGCCGGUCCUGGAAGACAGCAGUUCUUUUUCUCCCCUAGACUCUUCAUUGCCUGAAGACAUUCCAGUUUUUACUGCUGCACCCGCUGCUACUCCUGUUUUGUCUGCUGUCCCAGCCAGGAGCCCCCCCAUGGAGGUGCAGUCCCCUGUUUCCCCUCAGCAGUCUGAGUGUAAUCCUGUCGGUGCUCUGCAGGAGUUGGUGGUGCAGAAAGGCUGGCGACUGCCUGAGUACACAGUGACCCAGGAGUCCGGGCCAGCCCACCGUAAAGAGUUUACCAUGACCUGCAGAGUGGAACGUUUCAUUGAGAUUGGCAGUGGCACAUCAAAAAAGCUGGCAAAGCGUAAUGCAGCAGCCAAGAUGUUGCUUCGAGUGCACACAGUGCCUCUGGAUGCCCGAGAUGGGAAUGAGGUGGAGCCUGAUGAUGAUCACUUCUCCAUUGGAGUGAGCUCCCGCCUGGACGGACUUCGGAACCGGGGCCCAGGCUGCACCUGGGAUUCCCUACGAAAUUCUGUGGGAGAGAAGAUCCUGUCCCUUCGAAGCUGUUCCUUGGGAUCCCUUGGUGCCCUGGGCCCUGCUUGCUGCAGUGUCCUUAGUGAGCUCUCUGAGGAGCAGGCCUUCCAUGUCAGCUAUCUAGAUAUUGAGGAGUUAAGCCUGAGUGGGCUCUGCCAGUGCCUGGUAGAACUGUCCACACAGCCAGCUACCGUGUGUCAUGGCUCUGCAGCUACCCGGGAGGCUGCCCGUAGUGAAGCUGCUCGUCGUGCUCUGCAGUACCUCAAGAUCAUGGCAGGCAACAAGUGAAGCCCCAGCUGGAUUCACAGACAUGCACCCAUUUGUCUCCUGCACUUCCUGCUCCUGGCCUAUGCACCUGUACACAGCUCUGGUACCCUCUGGAGGUGCCCUCUCUACCUCUGACACAGACUGCCUGCCUUGAGGCUAAGGAGAGCACAGGGUUAAGAGCCAGGGAUCACAAGGCCACAACCUGCCCAGGUUCCAUCAUCAUUGUAUUAAUGGUGAUGAUGAGUCAAAAGAAAAUUGGGGCUCUCCCCUGGAUCCCAAAAUAAACAUGCUGCUCUUUGGAUUUU